Messenger RNA from Gamsiella multidivaricata, 1997 nucleotides. RefSeq lists its product as uncharacterized. The record is from RefSeq and is a predicted model, not a curated record. The coding region runs from base 386 to 1795 and encodes 469 amino acids. NCBI's taxonomy places the organism in Eukaryota, Fungi, Mortierellomycota, Mortierellomycetes, Mortierellales, Mortierellaceae. The transcript has 2 exons.
AAUGUCGAGGCGAUUGUCGAUGGUAGGCUAUCCCAACUACAUCACAUCUGAUUGCAUGACACCCUGUAGACAAUCGACGUUCCCGCGUCCUCUUUAAGUGUGUCUCCGUAUAGGCAGCACAUGCUUUUCCCUCUUGUUCCUAUCAGCAUUUUUUUUUUUUUUUUUGUUCGGGUACGACCUAAAAAAGAUUUUCUCGCAGGGUUGUGCACCUUCUUUUUUUCAUCUUCGGAAUGGGCCCACCUGCCAUCUGUAUCACGAAAAUUAAUCAUACCUGUCCGGUCUACUUUCAUAAACAGGCAUCCUCAAGUCGCAUCGGUCCAAUGGUCCGUUGCAAACAUUACCUCGCUCCCUCAAGCAUCGUCUCCAUCUCUGUCAAUUGACUUCCAUGGUCUUUGGCCGUUUCGAUGUCGCCUCCUCGACUAAUAACUCUGCGGGACUCAACGUUUACUCCGCCUUCCAUUCUCGGCGCCAUGGAGCAUCUCGCGCUGCGUACAAACAUAGGUUUUCACACAGUGAGCAGGGCAAGUUGUUGCAGCCCCUCUUCGCGCACACUAUUCCCGCAUCCUCAUACUGUCGUCGCCACCAUCACAAGGAAUGCAAGCGCACAUGUUGCACACUCGCCAAAUUGCAGCAGGAACAGCAACAGGCAUUGGAGCUGAAGAAGAAGAUGGCGAAUAACUACUAUAUGAACAAUGUUCGCAAGCAGGAGCACCAGCGAGUCACAGGACUGGUCGACGCCAUCCCGGCAUUUCUCAAGUGCUCUGCCAUGAGCUAUCGGGAUAUCGCCAAGGCUAUGGUGGACAAGGGCGAACUGGAGGAUAUGAAGGGCACGAGGGUGCUGGAGGGCUGGUAUCGGCUGUUGCUUGAGAUGAUGACUCAGGCAGCAAUCGAGUCGUACCUGUGCGAUGAGGAUUCUGGGUGCGACACCAUCCUGGACGUGUUCUCGUAUGGCGAUGACCCAGACAAUGAAACGGUAUUAAAGGAUUUUAAGCUGGAGAAGAGUGCAGAGUCUUCUGAAGAGACGUCUUCGUCAUCGUCGACUAUGACGGGGGUCGAAGGACUGCAGUUCCAGAGUCUGAAUAGCCUUGGAUCGACAUCAAUGUCAUCGCUCAAGGGCCAGUAUCCACACCAACAGCCGUCCAAUUCUUCAGCAAUGCUACAUGAUGUCACCACACAGGAUCGUCAGGAUGAUAUUCUGUUCGCCAAGACACCCGCAUACGAGUCGUUUAAAAAAGCCAAGGAUGAGCGCAUGCAAGAGUUUUUGACACUGAACGGCGCGACAAUGGAGCAGCACUUUGCAGAUCUGGCAGCCAAGUAUCCUCUGAUCAUCUUUGAACGUCAAAUGACGCAUUUCAUUGCCCGCUCACAGCAGCUGCUUGUAGAUCCCAAGCUGUCUCAAACUGUAGCGCCGAUGGGAUUGCUAAUUCCACCCACAACAUCUGCAUAUGCUGAUGGCUCAUUGUCAAUGCCUGUUAGCGAGGAUGAGGAUGAGGACGAGGAUAUGGAGGAACCACGUACGAAGCUGGAAGAGAUCAAAGAAGAGGACGAGAACGAUACCGUUGGCGAACAAAAUAGCCGACAGCAGCACUUUCCUUCGCCACCAGCCUCGGUAGUUGUAAUCAAGGAGGAGAAACUGAAUGGUUCGCAAACACACGACGACGAUGAUAACUCAACGGCGGCCAGAGUUGUGCAGGUCUCGAAGAAACAUAAACAUCAUGCUGAGUCGAGCGCACAUACUGUAGACCUGAACGAGACACAGGAUGAUGAGCACGCUUCCAAGAAGGCCAGGGUCUAGUUCAUCUCCCCUUUGUUUCUUUUCGUUACAUGUAUCAACACCAUAUCCGCUGUAACUCCAUUUCCGAUGGCCCUUUCUGUACUUUAUGCCCUGUAGAUAAAAUAGUAAUAAACUUUUUUUUUAGACAAUGUCGACGCGUAACUAGAGUAGACUACUGCAGGUAGAGUGCCAGGAACCGGUAUAUAUGCCACAAAAACUAUAU